AUGGACCCAUCAAAAGGAUUCGAAUAUGUUGCUGGAGAUUAUUAUCAGACAUCUGGAGUAGCUCCACCCACAAGCAACGGAGCUGGAUCUAACGUUUCCCCUUAUUUCCCCUACCAUGCUUAUCCGACGUCAUCAACGAAUGGAGCAACUGGUGGUUCUAUGUAUGGUACACCACAGCAAACGAGUGCCUAUGCAAUGUAUCCUCCUGGGCCAGGAAGCUCACCUGAAGAAGCUUUUCCCGAGCACACAACUACAAAAAUCGUGGAAGGAUGUGAGGCGAAGUACAACGUGAAAGGAAAGAAAAUGAGGAAACCACGGACAAUUUACAACUCAUCACAACUGCAAAUGCUUCAGAAAAAAUUCCAAAAAACACAAUAUCUGGCGCUUCCGGAUCGAGCAGCAUUGGCACAUGAAUUGGGAUUAUCACAAACUCAGAGAGCACAACCGAUCACUGAAUUCCAGGUGAAAAUCUGGUUCCAAAAUCGGCGUUCGAAGCAGAAGAAACAGAAGGGUGGAAGUUCGGAUCAUGCAUCAGAUGAAGAAGAUGAUGAUACGGAAGAGUCAAAGCCUGAAAGUCCACCGAUGGGAGAAUCGGUUAUGAUUCAGGAGAGCAGUGAGCCAAGAACACUUGUAUCUAGUUCAAUUAAAACUGAAAUGAAAGAGGAAUAUCCACCGAUGACACUCAACGAGCAAUAUGCUUCUCCUUACCUCUACGGAUCCGACUUUUCAACGAUUCUCCCACCGUCACAGGGUUUCCCCAACAAUGCGCUCUACAAUACGGCAGGCGCUUAUCCUAGCAUUGACUACACAAAUGGAGUAUACCAGAAUACUCUUUACAAGUAUGUCUGAGGAUAUAAUAUUUCCUUUUUCUUGACUGUCAGUUAAUUUAAAAAAUUCUUUUUUACAAGGCUCUUGUAGUACCUUGCUAAAAUAUGUUCACUUUUGAAUAAGCUGUCAGCCUAGAAAAUAUUGAUUUUCUCGAUGAUUUGUGUUUUUUUCUUUCCAAACUUUUCUAUGGUCUCAUGGUUUUUGAUAUAUAAAU
Messenger RNA from Caenorhabditis elegans, 1042 nucleotides. RefSeq names its product Homeobox domain-containing protein (gene ceh-43). Gene Ontology annotation, molecular function: DNA-binding transcription factor activity, RNA polymerase II-specific; DNA binding. Gene Ontology annotation, biological process: regulation of DNA-templated transcription. NCBI's taxonomy places the organism in Eukaryota, Metazoa, Nematoda, Chromadorea, Rhabditida, Rhabditidae. The coding region runs from base 1 to 849 and encodes 282 amino acids. The record is from RefSeq and is marked reviewed. Gene Ontology annotation, cellular component: nucleus. The transcript is spliced from 5 exons.